CAAAGGGGAUUCUCGUGGGGAUUUGUGCCCGUUGGUUGUGUUGUGUGCAGCCUUCUGCAACCGAUCGACGCUCUUCAGGGUUCAGUCUGGCUGUUGUGUCGCGUAGUAAAACACUCGGUUCGACUCGUACUCCGGUGAUACUUGAAUUUCGUGAAAAAAAAAUUUCCAGAGAAACGGCCCCUUCAACGAUUGUGCGCACACUUUUUCCUACCAUCUGCGACGCCACGGUGAAAGGACGGGAAAUUUGUUCGAAAGCAACGACAAGAGACGACAACUGAACUACAACGCCAAUAAAGGAGACUUGAACUUCCGCGUUUUACCGCGGGAUAUUCAAUCCUUUGUCUUCGGAGAUCGAUAAAUCGAUAAAACUGGGGGAACGAAAGGGAAAACAUCAAAGGGUCAGGAUGGCCGAUGAUCCCGUGACAGACCAUCAUCAAGAAUCGAGGGAGAAGACGAGCGUGGAAGUUAUACCGCUUCUCAUCAAGAUCGUCGAAGUGGUCUUGGCCAUUUUCGCCAUCGGUCUCGUCGUAGAUCCGUUCAAUUCGUUUCAAAAGAUUUACAACAAGCCGCAAACAAAGUUGGAUGAUAUCGCCAUCGUUUACGUUACGAUAGCCGGAUACAUUUUGAUAAACAUGGUCAUCAUCAUCGGAUACGUAAUGGGAGAUCGCAUGCCAAAGAAAACGGCACUUCUUUUCUCGAGCGUUGGCGCAAUUCUCUUCAUAGUAGCGGGAAGCGUUAUAGUUCACGAUUGGCGUAAACUCAGAGGAAGUUACGUUCAGAUAUCGAACAACGCAAUAUACCCGAGCAAACAGUUUAUGGAAAUGCUGAUAUCGGGAGGGGUAUUCGCUUUCGUGGAUGCGGCAGUAUUCGUUGUCGAUGUUUUCAUUACAUUCCAGUAUUCGUAGAGAAAGUGAUGCUUUUGCAUUUUAUUUUAAUUUUAUUUAAUUUUUAUUUUUAAAUAAUCGUAACGCCGUAACCGAGAAACACGCACAUUUUAUGUGUGCGUGCGAAUACUGAAGAUAUUUUCACACGUUUUAGACUAUUUAUAAGAAAAAUAUAGAUGGCGAAAUGCAAGCGAUCUGUAAGUUCGCGUUAAAUAUAACCGCCAAAGAUUUUUUUACAAUCGUUUCAUUCACGAUCGCUACCGGCUCUGAUUAUAUUGCAGCAAAAAUUAGAUUCUGUAAAGUAUAAAUUUGAAUCAUGUUCGAAAAGAUACGUGUUUCACAAUCACUGAUAAGUAUUUAUUGAAAAAUAGCAUUUAGUUUUUAAGAUAUAUCCACUUUUCCCGCUAAACGUUGAAUCAUCUAAAGUAUUUUGAUGAAAUAUUUUAGAAAACUUUUAUACAAUUUAUAUAUAUAAAAAAACGAACACGAUUGCUAGUCCGCACGUAGAAAACGUAUAUUACGUAGGUACGAUACCGAUUAUCAUCGAUAUAAAUGAUAACGCGUAUUCAUUUCAGUUUUUUUAUUAUUCACUCAAUUUUUUUCGUUCUAUUUUCCUCGAGCUCUAAUAGUACAACGUAAAUGACCGUGAAAUGCACAGAUAAAGAUGCAACCGAAAACCGAGGCUAUGGAAUCCGAAAAGUGCACGGUUGAGGUUUUUGUUUCUAAUUUUAAUGGUAAAAUUCAACGAUAUACCGAAAAUGAGAUCAAAUGAGAACAUGGAUAAUUUGAGGAGAGACCAAUAUAAUGAAAAAUAAAUUACGUAUGUAGAAUAGCUUGAUUAAUGUAAUUGUAAAAUAGCUUAUAGUAAAAUUCGCUCUUCGAGGCAGCCGAUAAAUCGCUUUCAUCAUUCGCGUUUUAAUUCCGUCCGAAUUAUUAUAAAUACAUAUAUGAUGUACUAUAUGUAUUACAUACUGUGCCUUACGUGAGAUACAUUUAAUGUAUUAAACAUUGACUGUUCAACAUAAAGUAUGUACUGAUAAUUACGCAUAAUAAUAUUCACCGAUAGAUCGAUGUAGAUCCAUAUAUAAUAAUAUAUAUAUAUAUAUUUCGAUUACAUAAUGUUUAGAUCUAACGACAAUAUUAUAUUUAUUUUUUACCCAUAGCUCUGUGCAAAUAAUAUAUUAUUCGUGUAUUCCACAGUUUGGAUUUUUAAUAAUAACGAAUAUUCUGAUCGA
Molecule: messenger RNA, 2119 nt
Organism: Athalia rosae (coleseed sawfly)
Lineage: Eukaryota; Metazoa; Arthropoda; Insecta; Hymenoptera; Athaliidae
Exons: 4
Coding region: 405-905 (166 amino acids)
Biological process (GO): septate junction assembly
Source: RefSeq, a predicted model, not a curated record